Molecule: messenger RNA, 654 nt
Organism: Parnassius apollo (apollo)
Lineage: Eukaryota; Metazoa; Arthropoda; Insecta; Lepidoptera; Papilionidae
Source: the annotation of a GenBank genome assembly
AUGGAAGCAAAUAAAAAAGCUUGUUUCGCUCAUACUCUCAACCUUAUAGUCCAAUCUGCAUUAAAAGAAAUAAAAGAUAUUACCACAAAAAUUAAACAAAUUGUCGAAUUAUUUCGUAGAAGUCCACUUGCAUCUGAGAGAUUAAAAAAUAUGCAAAAGAAGCUAGAUGAACCAGUAUUGAAAAUAAAACAAGACGUUUCCACACGCUGGAACUCCACGUGUGAUAUGUUCGAAAGGGUGUUAAAAAUUAAAAACAAUGUUAUGUCCGCAAUUGCUAUCGAUUAUCCCGAUACUAUAAAUAUGACUUCUGAAGACAUUGACGUUUUGGAUUCGGCAAUAGAAAUUCUUUCAUUUUUCAAAGAUGUAACUGAGGAGAUGAGUUCAGAAAAGAAUGUUACAAUAUCAGAGGUUAUACUUAUAUCAAACGCCCUCAAAAAGAAAUGCCUAAAAUUUUUAUCUACGCCACAUCCGGACUGUGUUUUACGAUUGACCCAAGUGCUUUUAAAUGAAAUUAGCACAAGGUUUUCGUGCAUUGAGGAGAAUAAUAUUUUUGCUGAAAGCACUAUAUUAGAUCCAAGAUUCAAAAAAUAUGGGUUUGAGAAUGAGUACGCUUACAGUAAAGCAUGUACAAAUAUCAAAGCCUUGGCCGGGUGA